AGGCGAGGCAGGGCCGGGCCGGGCCGGGCCGGGCCGGGCCGGGCCGCCAUGAGCUCGCCGGUCGCCGAGGGGGCGGGCAAGGCGGCGCCGUGCCGCGUGGAGCACCUGCUGAGCGCCGUGGAGAGCGAGCUGCGGGCGGGCAGCGAGAAGGGCGACCCGACGGAGCGGGAGCUGCGGGUCAGCCUGGAGGAGGGCGAGCUGUGGCUGCGCUUCAAGGAGCUCACCAACGAGAUGAUCGUCACCAAGAACGGCAGGAGGAUGUUCCCGGUGCUGAAGGUGAGCGUGUCGGGGCUGGACCCCCACGCCAUGUACUCCUUCCUGCUCGACUUCGUGGCGGCCGACGGGCACCGCUGGAAGUACGUGAACGGCGAGUGGGUGCCGGGCGGCAAGCCCGAGCCGCAGGCGCCCAGCUGCGUCUACAUCCACCCCGACUCGCCCAACUUCGGCGCGCACUGGAUGAAGGCGCCCGUCUCCUUCAGCAAGGUCAAGCUCACCAACAAGCUCAACGGCGGCGGGCAGAUCAUGCUGAACUCUCUCCACAAGUACGAGCCUCGGAUUCACAUAGUGAGAGUCGGUGGCCCGCAGCGGAUGAUCACCAGCCAUUCCUUCCCGGAGACCCAGUUUAUAGCCGUGACGGCGUACCAGAACGAGGAGAUCACAGCUUUAAAAAUUAAAUACAAUCCAUUUGCAAAGGCAUUUCUUGAUGCAAAGGAAAGAAGUGAUCACAAAGAUAUGAUGGAGGAAGUGGGAGACAACCAGCAGUCUGGGUAUUCGCAGUUAGGUAGUUGGCUUAUUCCUGGGACUGGGACUCUGUGCCCUCCUGCCAAUCCUCACCCUCAGUUUGGAGCACCCCUGUCGCUCUCCCCUGCUCACAGCUGUGAAAGGUACUCAUCGCUGAGGAACCACCGCUCUGCCCCUUACCCCAAUCCCUACACCCAUAGAAACAACUCGCCAACAGCCUAUGCCGAUAAUUCCUCUGCCUGCCUUUCCAUGCUCCAGUCCCACGACAACUGGUCUACUCUUGGAGUUCCCACACAUACAACUAUGCUGCCCAUGAGUCACAGCACUGGCACAGCUACUGGCUCCAGUCAGUACCCUAACUUGUGGUCUGUGAGCAACAGCACCAUCACGCCAGUGUCCCAGUCGAGUGGGAUGUCCAACAGCCUGAGCUCGCAGUUCUUACGUGGCUCCCCAGCGCACUACUCCGCCCUUCCGCACCCGGUCGCUGCCACCACCUCCGCAUCCCCGCUGUACGACGGCGGGGCCCCCACAGACCUCCCUGACAGCCAGUACGACGCCUCCGCGCACGCUCGGCUGGCAUCCACAUGGACGCCUGUCACCCCACCUUCCAUGUAAACCCAGGCCUUUUCCUUCAAAACAGACUGUUUAGCUACUGAAUUACUUUAAAUGCUUAACCCUCAAGGAAGAGAAAAAGAAGACGUGAGGUAAAUUACAGAUAAAGCGUCUGCACUGCUUUGCACAAAGCAUCUAAGUCAUGCCUCUGGUACUGAGCAGUGCGUCAUUAACUUCAUGUAGAGUUUACAAACCUGGUGAGCGUGCAAUUCUGAGAGCAGAUUCACUGCUUUUUUAAAUUUUUUUUUUUUUUUUUUAGUUUGAUAGGUCUAAUUUUUAAGAUUUUGACUUAGAUUCCAAGUUUCUCAGUGUUCCAAUGUGUUUGGACCUGAAGUUUGGUACCUGGACAACUUUUUUGAGUAAGUUACUUGUUACUGUUUUUCAUUUUUUUUGUUGUCUUUGUUUUGUUUUGUUUUUUAAUGGCAAACUUAGGUAUAGCCAUGAGAAGACUUAUUAAGUGUCUAGUUAGAAGCAUUCUGAAAUCUGCACAAAUGUAGCUGAGGACAGAAGUUUUUGGAAAAUCACGUGCACUAACGCGUAUUUGUCUCACAAAUACGUUGUGUUCUUAACUGUAUGCUUAUUUCCUUGCUGCUGAAUUAAUGUUGAGACAAUCUGCAAGAACUGUUUUCUUCCUAAUUAACUGCAGUAUUAUUGUUUAGUCUAAACUGUUUUACCCAAAAGACUCCUUUCUGAGGUACAUUUUGCUGUUUGAUCAUAUUCAGACACCUGUCAGCUUUGCUAAACAUCUUCAUUUCAAAUAGCCAGUGUCUAAUAAGGAGCCCUGUCUAAAACCUUUUCAAGUUGCUGAAAAAAAACAUCACUGAUUUUGAUGGUCUCUGGCUCAGGCCUUAAAGGAGGGAAUUCAAUACCUGGAGAAUCAUUCUAAUUUAUUUUAUUUCAGUGUUGUACUCUGCUGAUCUAUUUAUUAUUUGGUAAGUUGCAACUUUGUUGUCUACAUGUUAAGAUAUGUAAAUAAUCCAUCAAUCCACGGUGUACUUUUAAAGACAAUCAUAUGUGGGAUAUGUCACCCAAUGGCACACUGAACUAUGUGGGUGUAAGUAGUUAAAUUAUUGUUAAGAGAGGAAAACUCCAGUUAGCAGUAACUGGGGGAAAAGUAUGGAUAUACUAAGCUUUAAAAUACAUUGCUUGACUUGAUGGAAAGGCCAGGUCUUGAUAAAACCCUACCUUCAGAACUGAUAUUAAGUAUUAAGAUUUAAAUUUCUUUCACAGACAAACUCAAAACAUUGUUUCAAAGGGUGCCCUUGGAGAUGUCUGUUUCUCCCACUGACUGGCAAGUGCAUAUCCCAAGGAAAGUGAAUUGUUUUGCAAAAGCCAUAGUAGAUAACUUUUAAAAUGAAGUGCCUAAUAUACUGAAGCAAAAAUCUGAAUCAGGGAAUUCUUUAAAUAAACUUACCAAUGUGUACACAAGAGCUACAGUGGCAGCUUUAAGCUGAAGAAGCAGUAUUAGCCACCAUGUCGGUCUCUUUGGAACCCUACGGGCAGGUCCCUGCACCCAAAAAGAUUUUGGCAGGAUUUUUUCCCUGCAGAAAGAUUUGUGUGCAACUGCAGGAUGCGGUCUCUUGGAGGUGCUCCGGCAAGAGACCGAACCAGAAGCAGACGGCUGCACGACUGUGUUCUCUGUCAAUACUGUAAAUAUCGAUCUAAGCUCUCCUAUUUUAUUGUGAAAGCAAAUUGUGUAAAUGAUGUAAGUGCAUUAUUAUUUAGAAUAUUUUGUAGAAGUUAGCAACGUAUUUCACUGUAAUUUUUUACUUGUUCUUUGGAAGCAUAAUUUAAAUUGGAAACA
Molecule: messenger RNA, 3157 nt
Organism: Cygnus olor (mute swan)
Lineage: Eukaryota; Metazoa; Chordata; Aves; Anseriformes; Anatidae
Gene: TBXT
Product: T-box transcription factor T
Exons: 8
Coding region: 49-1356 (435 amino acids)
Biological process (GO): somitogenesis; positive regulation of DNA-templated transcription; regulation of transcription by RNA polymerase II
Cellular component (GO): nucleus
Molecular function (GO): DNA-binding transcription factor activity, RNA polymerase II-specific; RNA polymerase II cis-regulatory region sequence-specific DNA binding
Source: RefSeq, a predicted model, not a curated record